Molecule: messenger RNA, 2384 nt
Organism: Spirometra erinaceieuropaei
Lineage: Eukaryota; Metazoa; Platyhelminthes; Cestoda; Diphyllobothriidea; Diphyllobothriidae
Source: the annotation of a GenBank genome assembly
AUGUUGGGGCGUUUGAACGUGGCCAAACGACUUGCGCGUCAGAAUUCAGAGACUGGCAAUGGCGAACGCUACCCCGACUACUUCGGUGAACUGCUCAAGGCGCCGGGCGCAAAAAGUGACACAAUUAUUUGGACGGCUCGCCAGAUGGGCCAAGAAGCACUCAUAUGUGCUGUCUUCCAGUGGUAAGUGCUGUAUCAUCUCAUCGUUGUCGGAUCAAUAAAUGUACGAUGGUCUGGAAUUUGAUUUUGGUUAAGAUAAUGUCUUGUGUUGGAUUGUUCCCAGGCUCCCGUCUUUCAGUCUCAACACUAUAGUAAAAUAGAGGUAGGAUGGAAACUGGUCCAGGAGACACUAGUAGUGUUUUCUUGAUUGCCUAGCCUGAGCUUAUACUACGCGUCCCAGACACUAUGGACGCUCUCAUACACCAACAAUGUUUCUGCCUACUUGAUUAGCCACACGAUGCAGGCCAUAUACACCAGGUUGCAAGUUGCGACUGUGUUGAUUCCACAGAGUCGUUAGGACGACAUGCAUUUAUGCCAAUGUCCGAAUAUUCUCAGUCCAUUUUCACGUUAGUUGUAGCCUUCAAUAUUACUUCUUGGCGAGGCAUGUUAAAGUUGGCAAAUGUGAGGCAACCAGAAAUGCCUUAUGGCACGUCUACAUUACCAGCAAUCAGGCUAUUUAUUUCCCUCCUUCCAGGUUGCCCGCAAUCUGACUUCCCGGGGGCCGCAUUCGGCGGCCGUUUGACACAGCAGGCAGAGGCGCCUCAUCACACAGUAAGUACUCUGGACGCAUGAUAAUGAUAAUGCUGAUGCCGAUGCUGAUGAUGAUGCUGAUGAUGAUGAUGAUGAUGAUGAUGAUGAUGAUGAUGAUGAUGAUGAUGAUGAUGAUGAUGAUGAUGAUGGCGGCGGCGGCGGCGGCGGUGGCGGCGGCGGCGGCGGCGGUGGCGGCGGCGGCCAGAGAGGGCAUUUUACAUUUCAUUGCCUGCUCUAUCCUGUCACUAAACGUAUUCCUUCUUGCAUCACCCAGGGUGUCCCACGCCUACUGGUGGAGAUGGUCGAGGCCCUGCGUAGACGUGGCCUCUGCAUGGAAGGCAUUUAUCGAGUGCCAGGACGCGCCUCCAGGGUUCAAGAAAUAAUUCAACUGGCAAAUUCCGUAAGUCACCUACCUCAUUAAUCCUAUGCAUGCAGUGAAACAUCAUGCAACACAGAAUAUUCAGCUGACUUACCCUUAGUUGUACACUAACAUGCAGAUUCGCAUAUGUUUGCCCUUUCAGGGUGCGGGGGAGCUGUGUGACCGACUGGUGUGGGAUGAGGAGGCGCUUGAUGGUCGCACAUUAUCGUCAGCCAUCAAGCGCUACGUGGGCGCACUACCUGUCAGUCUUCUUAAUGCCAACAUGUUUGUCUCCUUUGUGGCGUCGACGGCGAUGGGGACAGCGUCGGAGAGAGGUGGCCGGUCUCUGCGGACACCGGCAGGCCUGGCGAGCGCCUUAUGCCAGUUGCGAGUAGCUCUCAUGAAGGCAUUUGGCUGCCCUGGCAUUUCAAAGGCUGAGGACCGAGAGAGAGGGUGGCGAUUGGCCACGCUUGACUUUGUCAUGCGCCACCUACGGGAGGUUGUGGCCCUUCAGGCCAUCAACCGCAUGUCCCCACGUGCGCUGGCAUUAUGUCUCACACCCUCUCUCUUCGGCUCCACGGACGAUGCCGAGACCAACAGUCAGGUAUGCAUUACCCAACAGCUGCCCUCUUUCACGUCUCUCCAUGUAAUCCCCUCUUCCUUUACUGGUCAUUACCGCAUGCUUAUGCUAUUUUAUGUCUGCCACCAUCACCAUCAAUAGGUGCUGGAGCUGCUACUUGAGCACUGGCCCUGGUUGUCACAGUGUCUGCACCGGGGCAGCCAGCCGGUGUCCGUAGAGGGUCUGGGCGAACCGCUAUCCGAUGCCUGUCUCUAUGCUUGCCGGUAAGUCUCCAACCGCCCAUCUCCUCCUUGCCAUUGUAUCGACUUCAUUUAUUCUGAUAUUCACGCUUACUAGGAGACUUGCUUCCUUUCUUACUGUGCACUCAUUUACAGUCCAAUUCAUGCAGACAUUUUAGCCAUGCUAUACUUCUUGAGGUUUUUGUCGCUGGCUGCCAUGUUGUUGCCCUGAGGACUGAAAUACGGCCUCCAUGACAGCACAGAUAUUUUUCAUUCUAGUCCAAAGCAUAGGCUACGCCAAUUAAUCUAGAGUGCUGUUCAAUCUAACGGGUACUCAACCAUGGCUCACUGAACACUCUCCCCUUUCUAGAUACCAGCGUCAUUGUUUUCUGCAAUCCCUGUGCCUACCACCGACCCUCCCACCGUCGCCGCCGCCGCCGCCUUCAGUCGCCGGCUUUUGUGCUGGCGCGUGUACAUAG